GGCCAACCAAGUGCACAACUUUCAUUAGAAAAACUAUUUCCACAAAUGCGGUACCAUACUUUACUUUCCAGGCAAACUUACUGAACAGUGUAUUGAGUUUCAACAGAUCAAAUCAUUUCUAAGCAGGCUCGGAUACCCAGACCCUACUUCCUGCUUCACAAUAAAUAUUGCAUACAAGUGUCAUUUUUUAGUUGUCAAAGUAAUCUCACCCUAGACACUCAGAACACACAAACGAAAACACGCGUGCCGUCAAGGUAAACAUGCCAGACCAUAAAGGCGUGUACUUCCGGUUUGAUGUAACCAACAUAUCAUUCCGCAAGCGGAGAGUUUUGUCAGUAUUCCAUUCCACUUGCCGUCCAUAAUCCAGCAUCCGGCGCUUAGCGAGCAGUUUCAACCGUCCAAAUCCCACCCGGCAACACCUUCACGUCGAUAUCUUUUCAAAUGGAAGUGCGACAGCGGCCCCGUUCUGCGAGUCUCGCCGAGGAAACUCGUCAUCAAAUCCAAACGCUAGCGCCACAAGAUUUCCCGCCUCAAAAUUUCGCGCCUCCCGUCGACAGCAAUCGACGCAAAUCUCGCCGCCGCAAGCGCGACGGUGUAAUGCGACGCCACACGCUAACCGGCGACGAGGCGAGAGCAAAAGCUGAAGGAUUGAGAUCGGGAGGAAAGCAAAGAUUGGCUAGGGAACGAGAGAAAUUCCUCGACUUGCUGAAGUCGCGCUAUCCCGAGCAGGCGGAUGCAAUCGCCAGUGAGUUGGAAUGGGGAGGGAAGACGAGCAACAAGCCGGAAAGGCGAGAAGAAACGAUUUUCUUGCAAUUCGGUGGUGAGACGAAGCGCGCGCUUUUGCCUCAUCCUUUAACUCUCGACUCAUUGAAGGAAAUUUUUGUGUCGACUUUCGCUCCUGCUAUUGAUGGUGAGUUGAUGGAUCCGCCUCACGGUGCGAUUUACAUCUAUGAGCCUUCGGGUGCUUUGUACUAUGAGCUGACGGAAUUGGCGGAUAUCCGGGAUAAUUGUGUGUUGGCAUUCCAUCCGUUUAACUUGAGAGCGAGCUUCUCGCCGCCAUUGUCGCCGGUUGGGGUCGAUGCGACUGGGCAGACGUUGUGGCAGUUGAAUCAAGGGUUGGAGGGAGACGUUGGGAAUAUGCAGAGCGAGUCGUCGUUCUCACUUGAUAAGCUUCACAGCAUGCAAGAGCAACUUAGCAAGCUGACGGGUCUUGUGCAGCAAGCAGUUCUCAAGGGUCAGUCGUUAGGUGAUCUUGUGAAUGCUGAUGGUAAAACGGAGUACGUUGGUGGCAUAACGAAAGCAUCAUCUGCAACUUCUAUUCCAUCAAGGUCAUCAACUUCUCUUGGAGUUGAUUUUCCUGAUGCAGGACCACCUAAGCCUCGACGCUUGCAUAUCAGUAACAACAACAACAACAACAGUGAUACUCUAGCUGUUGAACCUCACAAGUAUGACGACAGCCACACCACUCGAUGGCAUACAGGCAGAUACCCAAGCAAAUCUCUCAGUGUGGAUGAGAAGCAGUUGGUGGUUCGAGCUGCAGAUGGUGUGAGGAGGAAUAUCCAGUUGAUGAGGAUGGAGGUGGAGGCAGUGAGAAAACAGCAUCAAGAGCAAUGUGAGACUUUUGCCACUUUCAUGAAGGAAACAGCAGAUAGAGUUGCAAAGGCAAUCACUCUUCAUCGACCAAGAAAUAUCGUUGUGAAUGGCAAGAAAAGGGCACAGUUGAUUGAAGACGAAGACGCGUUCCAAAGGGAAAGCAACAAUGUUGUACAAGAGAUCCAGGAUCUCGACACGUUAGUAGAGGACAUUCGUGUCGACGUGGUUGAUCGUCGCUGUAAGGUCGACAUGACAGAGUUAAACAACCUAUCCAAACCAUUACAACUGGUAGCCAGAAAUCUGUUGGACGUGAAAAAGAAAUUCCAAUGUCUAAGCGAUAACCUGAAACCAGUGAUGGCAUCUGAACUGCAAGUGAUUGUUGACGAGGAGAAAUUAUUAGAGGAACAAGCUCCUGCAUUAGAAGCUGCCAUCGCUAAAUGCAAGAAAGCGCACGGAACUCUGAUUGCACUGAAACGAUAUGGCAGUGUGCAGCAACACAGAAUGAAAUCUGUUCCAUUGAUUAUAACGAGUGUUGAGAAUCCUGAUUAUCAUGAAGUUUUGGAUAAUAUCAGUGCCAUGGCACCGAAUCACAUCGCAAGGUUGCAGGCGAUCGAGGCUGCCGAAACUUCCUACAAGAAGAAAAAACAAUUGAAACUGUCUAGUGAAGCAGAGAUACAAUAUCAUGUGUUGGAAGGAGGCCGAGCACGACUUAAGCCUGUCAGCUACAUGUUACAUGACAUUGAAGCAAAACAUGCAGACCUGAUCCGUCGUAUGUAUUUGCAAGAAAAGCAGCACACGCCCCAGCAGCAACGGCCAAGGUCUACGACAUGGUCUCAGCCACGAACAAGACGGCAUCAAGACCAGAGGUAUUAUCGAGAGGCACACGAUCAUCCAAUGAAUAGUUCGCAGGACGAGUGGCAAGGAAGUAGAGGAUCAGUCCACAGCCAUACGAGAGGACAGAGAGAUCGCAGUCAUCGUGGGUAUCAAAAUGGACCAGCAGACAGACAGGAAGGUGAUUUCCGACAGCCGUACUCGAACGAGAGAGCAACCAGACCUCCGCAGUAUUACAGAACAAGCUCGGACCAUCCGCUUCGUAAUGACGAGUGGUCGAAUGGAGACUUACGGCGUUCGGUGGGUGAUAUGAGGGACGUAAUCAGCCAUUCGUAUAGCCGUGCUGGUCCUAGUGUCUCGUAUGAUCAGAAUGGCUUAUCUAGUAACAGCAAUGGAUUUACGAAUUCGAAACAGCCGCCUCUUCGAGCGUCGAGUCCGCGAAACAGCCACAACCAGUCGACUGUACAAGACAGGAAACAGAAAGUUUCAAGGUCAAAUAUGCCUUUGCCUCCGACUCCUAACGAAGAAGUUCAAUAUAGACAUCAAUCAGUUGGAGGGAGGCAGCACAUGAAAUCGAGGCCUCGAUCGCAGGUGAUAGGCGUGCAGAAUCGAAGGGACAUGCACAAUGGUGGAGUUGUCGAGUAUUUGACAUCGGACUUGUAGGGGGUUUUAGUGUAUGAGGUUUAUGUAAGAAGGUGGUAAGGUAUUUCUAUUCUGGUAUGGAAAUUGAAGUUGAGUAGGUUAGUGAGGACGAUUAUGGCUUGAUAUUAAAAUGUUUCAUUUUUAUUGUUUAAUUAAUUAUUAUUGAUUGGGUUGAAAACCGAAAAAAGCUGGUGCAAUCUUUUAUUUUAUAGUAUUACUUAAUUAUAUUAUACGAUUUACCUAAUUGGUA
Molecule: messenger RNA, 3316 nt
Organism: Corticium candelabrum
Lineage: Eukaryota; Metazoa; Porifera; Homoscleromorpha; Homosclerophorida; Plakinidae
Product: coiled-coil domain-containing protein CG32809-like
Exons: 12
Coding region: 442-3087 (881 amino acids)
Biological process (GO): establishment of cell polarity
Cellular component (GO): cytoplasm; cell tip
Molecular function (GO): cytoskeletal regulatory protein binding
Source: RefSeq, a predicted model, not a curated record